This is a messenger RNA of Symbiodinium sp. CCMP2592, 1395 nucleotides long. NCBI's taxonomy places the organism in Eukaryota, Dinophyceae, Suessiales, Symbiodiniaceae. The record is from the annotation of a GenBank genome assembly.
AUGCAAGCUGCCGGCUUCGUCGCUGUCUUGGCCUCCGCGCUGCUCUACGGUUCAUACUUUGUGCCUGCCAAAAAGUAUGACAUCCAUGACGGCCUCGUUUUCCAAUGGUACCAGUGCAGCGGAAUCAUGCUCGCCGGUCUAAUGUGCGCUGCUGUGCGGAACGUCUGGUCUGACGACUUCCGAAGCUCCGGCUUCUACGUUGCCCCAGAGGGCCUGAUCUCGGGUUUCCUGUUUGUGAUUGGCAACAUUGUCGCCACGUUUUCCGUGAAGGCGUGUGGACUUGGGAACUACUACACCGUCCACGAGUUCACGAACCUGGGCAUUACUUUCGUCAUCGGCGUCUACGGGAAGUACAUGGGAGUCAAUGCAACUCCGCCCCGAGAGGUGGGCGUCGCAGCCAUCGGCUUUCUCUUCGUUCUGAUCGGUAUGAUGCCGGUGAUGUUUAUGGAGAAGGAUGUGCCCAAUGUCCCAUCGCGGAGGGCAUCACCAAAGUCAGCUGUGGACAAGACAGAGCUGCAAUCCCACCCAACACCUUCCCCCUCGAAGCAGACGGUCCUCCCGCUGACGGAUUCGAAGCGAUCCUUGACCGAGCUCUUUGAGGAGGCCAAGGCUACGAUUCCAGAGAACGUGGAAGGCGAAGUUGGACGGAACGACUCCAGCGAUGGUGUCCAGCGAAGCUCACUGGCCGACAGGAUUACUCGGCCUGCGAAGCUCUUGAUUCCCGACUUCAGGCAGAUGAAUUCCCUCACCUGGGACGGUACACUUGGGCGACCCCAAUUCGGCGAUGAGCCGCUGAGCCCGCCCCUGAGCUGCCUCGGCGACAUGAGCAUGGUCGCCAAGGAGGUGUCCGCGAACGAGUUUGAGAUUUCUCCGGCCUCGGAGCCUUUGCUCGAGAGGCGCCUGACGGACAACAGCGGCUUCUACCAGUGGAUGGGUGGCCUCGCGCUGGCGCUCCUUGCAGGAGCGUUGUACGCGGUCAUGUAUGUGCCGCAGCUGCUGUGGAAGACCCGUUUGCAGGAAGAAGGCUACAUUGCUUCGGGCCUGGACUACUUCUACUCCCUGACUGUUGGAGUUUAUCUGACCUCCACGGUGUGGCUUCUCUGUGGUGGGGCCUACCGAAGGUACUUGCGACAGACGGUCGAGAAGUCCGUUCUUCGACCGGCGCUGCUUUCAGGUCUUCUAUACGGCCUUGCUGUUCUAUGCUUCCUGUACAGCAUGACUGUGCUACCCUUUGCCAUUGGCUAUGCGCUGGGCUGCGGGGGUGCUUUAGCUGUUAGCUUGCUUUGGGGCGUGCUGGCCUUCGGCGAGGCGGCCAGCAUGCACAACCGCCGGUGUAUCCUGUGCUCCUUCUGCGGGGUCUUCACGGGAAUCGUCCUUUUGGGCGCUGCAGCCUAG